Molecule: messenger RNA, 1630 nt
Organism: Girardinichthys multiradiatus
Lineage: Eukaryota; Metazoa; Chordata; Actinopteri; Cyprinodontiformes; Goodeidae
Gene: bhlhe23
Product: basic helix-loop-helix family, member e23
Exons: 1
Coding region: 360-1043 (227 amino acids)
Molecular function (GO): protein dimerization activity
Source: RefSeq, a predicted model, not a curated record
GAGCUGGACGGAGUGCCAGUCACAAUGUGCUAGAGGCGAGGGAGGGCAAGGAAGACCACUGCAGCUACAAAGGCGAGAGGAGCGCAGUUAAAGAAGUGUUGUUAAACGUGGGCUAUGCGCGCAACAAGGGGGGAGCGCAGUGCACAGAGGAGGUGAACGCAUGUAGAGGCUCAGCUUCACAUUCACAGCCUCCUUCCUGAAGAGACAGCGCUGAGAGGGGAAAGGAGUCAGGAAUAACUCAGAGAACAACACAGCAACUCUUGGACAACAGUGCGCUACAGCACUCAAGACAGAAGCUUGGAUAAAGGGCUCCAAGGAAGACUUUUCCUGGUCAGAACCUGCUCUGGACAAGAAAAAAAAUGAAUGUCAGUGAAGAGAAUCUGCUCAAGUCCAUCAGCAACGACGCGCUCCUCGACCUGACGCAGCGCUACGGGCAGUCAGCCUUUGGUUUUGGUGCUGGCCACGGUGCUGGAAGCCCCGGCAGGUACCCGCUUACACCGGCCGCUGACUUCCUCUCCGGGCAGACCGCGAAGUCCAACGAAAGCGGUGGGGAGCACACUAGCGAUGACGAGGACGGCUUUGACUCUCUGGAGUCCCGGAAGAGGGGUUCCUCGUUUGGGGACGACAAGCCUGGUGGGCCCCUGGCCAAAAAGUCCAAGGAGCAGCGAUCCCUGCGGCUCAGCAUCAACGCCAGGGAGAGGAGGAGGAUGCACGACCUGAACGACGCGCUGGACGGCCUGCGCGCAGUCAUCCCGUACGCUCACAGCCCCUCGGUGAGAAAACUCUCCAAAAUAGCCACUCUCCUCUUGGCUAAGAACUACAUCCUCAUGCAGGCUCAGGCUCUGGAGGAGAUGAGGCGGCUGGUGGCGUAUCUGAACCAGGGACAGACCAUAACUUCACCGAUCCCCACCGCGUUGGCGCCCUUUGGACAGGCAGCCGUCUACCCCUUCUCGGGCUCCGCACUCGCCACCUGUGCCGAAAAGUGCGCCACUUACUCUGGGGCACCGUCGACUCUCUUCAAACACUGUAACGACAAGCCUUGAUUUGAUUUACACUUUUCCUGAACUUUUACCUGUAUUGCGCAUAUGUCGGUCUCUGUUCCAUUCUAGUUAAUUUAAGGCAUAAUUCUGUGCAAAUUAAAAGUCUAAUGCGUAAUAGUAAGAUAUGGAUAAGUAAACAUACUUCAAUAUAGAAAUUCAAUUGCUUGGGCCUUCCUGUCACUGUGGCUUGCAUGUCUCACAUCAACUACAGGCCAUAUCCAAAAUCUGAACUUAAAUUCUGGGAAGUUUGUGUUAUCAUUUGCAAUCUAUGCAACAUUCAGAAAUUACACGAAAAAAAUAAAUAAAUACGACCAAUAUCAACCUUCAGGUCUGAUCCUCUUGACUAACUAUAUGAAAAAUAACUUGAUGUUAUAUUUUCUGAUACAAUUUGUUUUUAUUUCAACUUAUUGCACAUCUCACAUGAUUGUAUUGUACAACUUUGAAUAAUCUUCAAACCCGGUUAUUAUAAUGAUUAGAAUGGUUAUAUAACUGCAGCCUAUAAACUGAAGAAGCGUUCUGGUUGUGUUACAACAUGGAUUUCAUAUAUUGUUUAUAGUAUGUCUUUAUAAUUAAAACAUCUAUGCUCGGAG